CUCAUCUCCGGUGAGAUUUCAAUCACACGCUGAUCCAAUUCUACUUAUUCUUUUCGAUUUCCAUAGUUUGCUUCUAAUUAGGUAAAAGAUGAAGAUUAGGUUCUGUAGCGGCUUCACAAAGCCUGGGUUUUUGUUAGUUCACUUUGAUCCACCAUCGUUUUUUGCCGUUAGAUCUCGUUCACUCUCUGAUUCCACUUAUGGCAACUUAUGCAACCACAAGAAGAGAUCUGGAAUUGGGAUUGGUGUAACUGUUCAAUGCGCUAUUGCUAAUCGGAGAUUUUCUUCACGUUCUGUGGAUUCAUCACCGAAAAGAGAAAGGUCGUCUCGUCCUUCUUCGGGAAGGGAUAGGGUUAAGGAUAAGGGAAGAGAUUCUCAGUCUUUGUAUAGUCGUCCUAGUUUGUUAGACAUGAAUAAGGAGAAAGCUGCUAAUCGUGCUAAGGUUUAUGAGUUCUUGCGUGGGAUUGGGAUUGUUCCUGAUGAGCUUGAUGGCCUUGAACUCCCUGUAACAGCUGAUGUGAUGAAAGAGCGUGUGGAGUUUCUUCACAAGUUGGGACUUACUAUUGAAGAUAUCAACAAUUACCCUCUUGUUCUUGGUUGUAGCGUGAAGAAGAACAUGGUUCCGGUUCUUGAUUAUCUCGGGAAACUAGGCGUGAGGAAAUCGACUUUCACUGAGUUUCUUAGAAGAUACCCUCAGGUUCUUCAUGCUAGUGUUGUUAUAGAUCUUGCACCGGUGGUCAAGUAUCUUCAAGGACUGGAUAUUAAACCCAGCGAUGUACCUCGGGUGCUUGAGAGGUAUCCAGAAGUUUUGGGGUUUAAGCUGGAAGGGACUAUGAGCACAUCAGUUGCUUACUUGGUUGGUAUAGGUGUAGCUAGGAGGGAGAUUGGUGGUGUUUUAACACGGUACCCUGAGAUUUUGGGAAUGCGGGUAGCUCGGAUAAUUAAGCCUCUCGUGGAGUAUCUAGAGCACCUUGGUAUUCCAAGACUGGCUGUAGCUAGGUUGAUUGAGAAGCGGCCUCACAUUCUGGGGUUCGAAUUGGAUGAUACGGUGAAACCAAACGUGCAAAUCCUGCAAGAUUUCAAUGUCAGAGAAACAUCUCUUCCUUCUAUAAUUGCACAGUAUCCUGAAAUCAUAGGAAUCGACCUCAAACCUAAGCUUGAGACGCAAAAGAAGCUACUUUGUUCAGCCAUUGAUCUAAAUCCAGAGGAUCUCGGCUCUUUGAUCGAGAGAAUGCCGCAGUUUGUUAGUCUCAGCGAGUCUCCUAUGUUAAAGCACAUUGAUUUCCUUACCAAGUGUGGAUUUUCGAUCGACCAAACGAGGGAAAUGGUAAUCGGAUGUCCACAGGUUCUGGCUUUGAACCUCGGAAUAAUGAAACUCAGCUUUGAAUACUUCCAAAAGGAAAUGAGAAGACCACUUCAAGAUCUUGUGGAUUUCCCCGCAUUCUUUACCUAUGGACUUGAGUCCACAGUAAAGCCGAGGCACAAGAAGAUAAUCAAGAAGGGAAUCAAAUGUUCAUUGGCUUGGAUGCUCAACUGUUCAGAUGAGAAGUUCGAACAGAGAAUGAGCUACGACACUAUAGAUAUAGAAGAGGUAGAAUCUGAUCCAUCUUCUUUUGACAUGAGUACAUUAAUGCAACCCGAAAGAGAGGAGGAAUCUGAUUCCGAGUACGAGGAAGAAGAAAAUGACGACGACGAGGAGUUUGCUUAAACCCGGAGUUUGGAAAAAAUCAUUGCACAAAAAGGUCCAAAUGCAGACAAUGAAUUGAUGUACAAGCUUUGUGUCUUGAUGGAUCAUCAUCAUCAUCAGAGAAGAGAAUGAAUGAUUACUUUGAAUUUUGGAACAGAUUCUUUGUUGAUCAGAUUAUCAUUCUCUCUUAUCCUUGUAAUCGAUUCUUUUGUUCAUCAUGUUGUUGAAUUGAUAGCAGAACAAAAUUGACCAGAAGAUGUAAUGACUAAAAUACCCUCAGGGGC
Arabidopsis arenosa is the source of this 1968-nucleotide messenger RNA. The record is from the annotation of a GenBank genome assembly. NCBI's taxonomy places the organism in Eukaryota, Viridiplantae, Streptophyta, Magnoliopsida, Brassicales, Brassicaceae.